Carlito syrichta (Philippine tarsier) is the source of this 2265-nucleotide messenger RNA. RefSeq names its product glutamate rich 6B (gene ERICH6B). Bases 1 to 2265 code for a protein of 754 amino acids. The record is from RefSeq and is a predicted model, not a curated record. Lineage: Eukaryota; Metazoa; Chordata; Mammalia; Primates; Tarsiidae. The transcript is spliced from 15 exons.
AUGUCAGCUGAAAAGGAUCAGUCAGCAGGGGCAUCACCUCCUUACUCUGCCACAGCUUCCCAGAGUUCCACGCAGACCUGGCCUUCAGAGGAAGAGGACUCCAAGGGACAGCUAGAGGCAGAGACUUUGCAGGAUGAAACUCUAUUUCCUGAAGAGGAAGAGUCUCUGGAGGAGGAAGAGUAUGUGGGGGAGGAAGAGUAUCUGGAGGAAGAAGAGUAUCAGGAGAUGGAAGAGUCUCUGGAGGAGGAAGAGUAUAUGGGGGAGGAAGAGUAUCUGGAAGAAGAAGAGAAUCUGUUUGAAAAGUAUCUGCAAGAGGGUGAGUAUCUGGAGGAUGGAGAGUACCUAGAGGAGAAAAAGUGUCUGAAAGAGAGUGUCUGGAUGAAGAAGAGUAUCUGGAAGGAGUUGAGAAUCCCAGCAAUGCUGGGGAUUUCAGAAGAAAGAGAUGCUGAUGAGCCAGGGAUGGGAGGAAACCACCUUCUCAUGCAGGAAGGUCCACGGUUUAUAACACUGAAUCGGCAACUGGUUGGGGUGGGGGCUUUAUCCUGUGUCCCAGGACCAGUUGCCUCCAGUCUCCGCUGUGCUUGUAACAUGCAGCGUCACUUUCUGUUCAUGUCCGUCCCCAAGAAGGGCUGCGGCCCCCACUUCUGCUCUGCACUGGCCAUUCUGUCCACACUUCUCACCUCCAGUGCCUCUGACAGGGCCCAUGGAAAGAGUGAGUAUCAGAGGCUCUGGGGCCUUCCUGGUGUCCACAUGCUCUUCGGCUUGGGUCCCCAAGGGCCAGAUCUGGACUCAGAGUGCUCAGAGAUGCCCUGGAUUUUCCUCGUACAAAAAAACCAAGAGUCUGACUCCUCCACAAAGUCCUUUAGCAGCCCAGACGCCGGCCCCUCUCAGGCGACUACCUUCUCUGAAUUGCCGGUGAUGUCCGCUAUCCCUCCUCCUGUCUCCGAAUCGCCCAGCGACUCUUCUGACUCUGGUGUGAUGCUUCCUACAUCCUACAUGAGAAGCCAGGCCAGUCAGACAAAAUGGAACUAUGAGGGAAAUUUGGCAACAUCUUUAUCGAAAUCAAAAACAGAGCAAGAAACCGCAGCGCUAACCAUCACGAAGUCUGAUUUGAAAGCAUAUGAUGCCACUGGAGUGCAGCAAGAGGAAGAAAAUGCCAUGGAGUAUGUUUCUAAGGACUUUUGGGAUGAGUCUGGUGACAAGCUGGAAGAAGAGGAUUUGGAUGACAAUUUUCUCAGCAGCUCGUAUCAGACAGUGUUUAAGGCAAUAAUCAGAGAACUGGCUGCUCACAAUGAACUGGAAGAGGAGUUCGACAUCUCUCUGGAGAUGCUACUGGAAAGUAAAAACAGAAUGAAACUGGGAGCUCUGCUGAAGAAAGAUUAUGGAAAAUUCAAGGAAACCAUCUUAUGGAUCAUGAGGAGGCGUGAAAUUCAAAAGUUGGCAGGUAUGACUACUUUAACGUUUCAUUUAUUAACUGAACCACCAACAAUUGAGGAGCCCAAGACAGAAGAAAUCAAAAAGCCUCGGCGUACUGUUCGUCGUCGGAAGAAAUUAGAACUAGAUACACAAUGGAUGAAGACAAGGCCAAAGGUGCAUCGAGAUGAUGGAAAAUUAAUUUUCUACCCCAGCAAGAACGUCUUUCAAAUUCUCUUUCCUGAUAGGACAGGCCAGAUACAUUAUCCUUCAGGAAACCUGGCAGUGCUCAUCUCCUGUACGAAUGUGAGAAAGUUCACAUACAUUAUUCUGGAAGACUGUACCAAAGGGUGGGUCCGGGCCCUUAUCAACAACUCUGGCCAUGCCACCUUCUAUGAUGAAAAUGGAGAUUUUUGGUUAAGCCUGAGCUUCAACCUGGGUUUCUACUUCGCCAAAGGCCAGCGCCCGAAGGCCUGGAACUGGUGGGAUCUGAGCAUACAUGUCCACGCGCCCCCUGUUCAGCCCAUCUCCUUGAAAAUCAACCGGUACAUUCAGGUGCAAAUAAGGAGCCAGGAUAAGAUCAUCUUCUGCUUCACCCACAAAAAGAAGCGAAUUUGUUUGAACCUGGGUACCAGGUACAAGUUUAUAAGGCCGGAAGUGCUGAGUAAAAUGAAGAACAAAGCAAUCCUGGAGGUGGAACCUGGCCCAACGGCUCAGAAGAUCCAGAUCCUUCUGGGGAAAAUGAGUAGGAUUCUGAAUUUCUUGACUGUCCCUGAUUUAGAGAACUUCACAGAGGCCAUCAAGAUAUUUCUAAAGGACAACAUGUUACUGAAAAAGAGGCGAUCGCUUUAG